UGUCUCCAGAAGACGAAGCCAGGUCCUGGGAAGUGCUAGCCUAAGCUCUGUUCGGUAAUCUUACAGAGAAGGCUUUCUGAGUAGGCUGACCUCUUAGAGAAGUGCAAGUUUCCGCUCCUCCGCAGGACAAUCGUCGCCAAAAUGCCUACCAUAACGGUGGACAAGGCUGCCCUGUUCCAGGCAUUGGGCCGCGAAUACACCACGGAGGAGUUCGACGAACUAUGUUUCGACUUCGGAAUCGAACUGGACGAAGAUACUUCGCUCAGCGAGAGGCCAGUUGUGAAUGGAAAGCAAGAACCGCCGCAACUGAAGAUUGAAAUCCCAGCCAAUCGGUAUGACAUGCUUUGCUUUGAAGGCAUUCAGCUCAUGCUCAACAUCUUCAACCGCAAAGUCGCCGCUCCGCAAUAUGUCCUGAAAGCUCCGCCGAACGGAGAGCUCCAGACUAUCACAGUUACCAAGGACACGGCAAGGAUACGACCGUACGUGUCGGGCGCGGUUCUGCGAAACAUCAAGUUCGACCAGGAGAGAUAUGAAUCCUUCAUCGACCUUCAAGACAAGCUGCACCAAAAUUUGGCCAGACAACGAACGCUUGUCUCAAUUGGAACGCACGACCUCGACACAAUCAAAGGUCCAUUUACCUACGAAGCACUCCCGCCUAAAGACAUCAAAUUCGUCCCGCUCAACCAGACCCAGGAAAUGAACGGGGAGGAGCUGAUGGCCUUCUACGACAAGGACAAGCACUUAGGUCGCUACCUUCACAUAAUCCGCGACUCGCCUGUCUAUCCUGUCAUUUACGACUCGAACCGGAACGUAUGCUCGCUGCCACCAAUCAUCAACGGCGAUCUGAGCAAGAUCACUCUCAACACCAAGAACGUCUUUAUCGAGGUCACGGCCACCGAUAAGACGAAACUAGAAACAGUCGUCAACAUCGUGGUCACCAUGUUCUCUCAAUAUACGUCAGAAAAAUUCACCGUGGAACCCAUCCAGAUUGUCUCCGAGCACAACGGCGAGUCGAGACAAGUGCCUGACCUGACGCCUCGGGCCACGCAAGCCGAGGUGGACUACAUCAACGCGUGCUGCGGUUUGUCACUGAGUCCUCAAGAGAUCUGCGAUCUCCUCACCCGCAUGUCAUACACUGCGCGACCAUCCAAAUCCGACCCGAACCUGAUUGACGUUGACGUACCGCCCACUCGGGCAGACGUGUUGCAUCAGGCUGAUAUCAUGGAGGAUGUGUGUAUUGCAUAUGGGUUCAACAGGCUUCCAAGAGCUUUCCCUAGAGUAAACGCCACCAUCGCCGCCCCGCUAGCCAUCAACAAGCUGUCAGAUAUCCUGCGGCUCGAGGCUGCCAUGGCCGGCUGGGCCGAAGUGUUACCGUUGAUCUUGUGCUCGCAUGACGAGAACUUCGGCUGGCUCAACCGCAAGGACGACGGCAAGACAGCCGUGAGACUGGCCAAUCCCAAAACCGCCGAGUAUCAAGUCGUGCGCACGACACUCCUUCCGGGUCUGCUGAAGACGAUCCGUGAGAACAAGCACCACUCGAUACCGAUUAAGAUCUUCGAGGUCAGUGAUGUUGCGUUCAAGGACGAGUCGCUGGAACGCAAGAGCCGAAACGAACGCCACUUUGGGGCCGCCUGGUACGGCAAGACGUCGGGCUUCGAGGUGGUGCAUGGCCUCCUGGACAGACUGAUGGCCAUGUUGAAGGCCGCGUUCAUCACGCAUGAAGAAGGAUUGGAAAUCAAGAACGGGAAGCCACAUGGAAUGGAAUAUUGGAUUCAGGAACUCGAUGACCCUACUUACUUCCCGGGCCAUGGCGCGAGCAUUCACGCCAGAAUUGCCGGCAAGGAUGUCCAGAUUGGCACUUUCGGCAUCUUGCAUCCUACUGUGCUCGAAAAAUUCGAGCUCAAGUAUCCUGUUAGUGCCUUGGAGUUCAAUGUGGAGGUCUUCUUGUGAGUUGCCAAAUUGGAACGGUUAGGCACAAUCAAAAAGACUCCAUUGAGAGGCUCGGCUGCAUCAGGAUACACAACAGACAGAAAAAAAGACCGAAAACGCGUAACUAAAUGCAUAUAGAACGUCUGAUCAGACGGUGGAGGUUCUAGCUAUCCUCGAUACAUCGGAAAGGUACGAAAGUCCAUCAUGGCAUUGUCUUCAGAAGCGUUUGAUCAUGUCUGUAUGCACCUUGCACCAGGGCUUUUAAGAUG
Exophiala dermatitidis NIH/UT8656 is the source of this 2198-nucleotide messenger RNA. RefSeq names its product phenylalanyl-tRNA synthetase, beta subunit. The record is from RefSeq and is a predicted model, not a curated record. The coding region runs from base 142 to 1950 and encodes 602 amino acids. Lineage: Eukaryota; Fungi; Ascomycota; Eurotiomycetes; Chaetothyriales; Herpotrichiellaceae. The transcript has a single exon. Gene Ontology annotation, cellular component: cytoplasm; phenylalanine-tRNA ligase complex. Gene Ontology annotation, biological process: phenylalanyl-tRNA aminoacylation. Gene Ontology annotation, molecular function: magnesium ion binding; phenylalanine-tRNA ligase activity; ATP binding.